CCAUCGCUUGAAUCACCGUGUAAGGUCUAGUCAUUUUUGAGUGAGUAGCCACACGCGUUUUACCAUGGGCCUAAUUUUACUUGGGCUCUUGGUCAUCCUUCAAAUCUUUGGACCAUCGUCGAUUGUCGAAGGAUCCCUUUCCGGUUCGGGCAUCUUGGAACGGCACAAACGUACUUUGUUGCUGACAGAGGAUUCGGCUACCGGUAUUUUGGCUGCCAUAGCCAUUCCUUUGCAAAAGGAAAAACCGAGCGGAGUGGAUAUAUUCUGCUCGUAUAAUUUCGAGGCAAACUACGGUAUGACAGUAGAGGCAUCCGAUUGGACGGAUCCUUUCAAGAGGUUUAGAGUGGAGGAAACCCAAAACGGACUUCUGGAUACCGGUGGAGAAGAGGGUGGUGAAAGACGGAAACGACAAUCACUAGCGUUCAGGAAGUCGGACGGAAUCACUCGGCGAAGGCUGUAUCACGUCAUUGAGCAACAGUUAUGGGUUGCUGGUUAUGAUGGGAGGAAAUGUUUACUGAGAGCCAUUUGUGAAGCAUCCCGCUUAGGCUUCCAUGAGCAUAAUGGUGUGGUAGGUGAUUUGAUUCAAAUUAUACUAAGUCCAUCUCUGUCAGCCGACGAGCAACUUCCAGUGGAGUUCUACAAAGCAGAAAUGUUAGGACUGUACAGGAAUUGCACGAAGUAUAGGAAGUACUGUCCUAGGGAUACGAGUUGUGAUUUUUGGAUAAAAAAAGCUUGCACAGCUUGAAUACUUGAUCAGCCAUUAUCACGAUUGACUUUUGUUUUACUCUAAGACAGGACGUGACAGCUCAACUAAGACUGCCCCUUUGGUUUUUUAGUAGAUAACCUUGACGAUACAAGAGCCAGUG
Messenger RNA from Aedes aegypti (yellow fever mosquito), 866 nucleotides. RefSeq lists its product as uncharacterized. Lineage: Eukaryota; Metazoa; Arthropoda; Insecta; Diptera; Culicidae. The record is from RefSeq and is a predicted model, not a curated record. The transcript has 4 exons. Bases 65 to 745 code for a protein of 226 amino acids.